Molecule: messenger RNA, 927 nt
Organism: Funneliformis geosporum
Lineage: Eukaryota; Fungi; Glomeromycota; Glomeromycetes; Glomerales; Glomeraceae
Source: the annotation of a GenBank genome assembly
AUGAAUCAAAUGGCCGAUAUUCAAGCGUUAGAAAGGAAGAAUGCUGAAUUGAAGAAGGAAGCUUCAAAAUAUCAAUCUGCUCUUGGAAAUGCAAUUGAUUUACAAUUAUCAGACGAUAAUGAGAACAAUUCGGUUAAUCUCAAAAAAGAUAUUUUAAGUUUGCAAGAUUCUUUAGAAGAUUACGUUACCAAUUGCAAAGGUGAUAUUGAACUUGAUAUUCCCAAAAUACAAGCCCUAUUAAAAAAAUAUGGAAGUCAGACAGUUGUUACAAAAGAUCAAAAACCUUUAAUAAAAGCAGUAUUACAGCGUUAUGUAAUUGAACAAAUUCUUGAUUAUGCAAAUAGUUUUAUUGGUAAUCCAGGAAUUCACGAAGAAAUGCUGUAUGGAAUCGAAACCACACUGCUUUUUAGUACCGAACAACUGUUAGAAGUAAUGACAGAUUUAGCAGAUAGACGCGUUGGGGAUGAUGAUACAAUCAAAUUACUAAAUAUUAAAUUACGUCAACAAAUUUUUGGAGCUCUUGGUAAUAGAGGAUUCAAUGAUAUGAUUAAUGUUGAUAAGAAAAUCCAACGUCACGAAUUUAUUACCUACUUUAAAGACGUCCUAAAUAAUGAAAUUGGAAAAUAUCGCAAGAUUAUCGAUCCCUUUCAGAAGAAAGAAGUUGAAGAUAUGGCCGCUGAUAUUAUUCAAAAAUUAGUUAAAUUAUUUCUUUUUAGAUUUCAAGUUCACGAACCGGUGGCUAAUCAUCACUGGUGUAAAUAUGGCAGCCAGAUAGAUGAUUUUAUGGAUGGAAUAUGGGAAGAAGAUGAGAUUGAUGAUUUGAUUGUAGAUGUUUGUUAUUUUCCUUUAAUAGCACAAGGAUUCGUAAAUAACAAGUCAAAAUGUCAAAUUUAUACACCCGCUAAAGUCAUUACAAAACAUCGUUAA